Musa acuminata subsp. malaccensis (wild Malaysian banana) is the source of this 1245-nucleotide messenger RNA. NCBI's taxonomy places the organism in Eukaryota, Viridiplantae, Streptophyta, Magnoliopsida, Zingiberales, Musaceae. The record is from RefSeq and is a predicted model, not a curated record.
AUGGCGUCCUUUUGGAGAGAGGUCAUUCUCACAAGCUCUCCCAACCAUCCGAUCACCGCCCUCGAUCCGCUCACCGGAACCAUCCGCGCCCGCUUCUCCGGCAGCCACACCCCUCGGAAGGGCCUGACGCUCGUCGGUGACGCCCUCAUCGCCGCCUCCCACGUCUCUGCCACCGCCUCGGGCUUCAUUCGAUUGUACGACCGGUGGACCUCCAACUUGGUGCACUGCCUGCCAACGCCUGAGCCGGUGGCCUCCCUCGUCGCGACUCCAGACGGAUCGUACCUCUUUUCCGGUGGCCUCUCGGGCUUUGUUCACGCUCUCAUUCUUCCCUCCGGUGAUCUCCUGCGCUCGUUUCGUGCCCACCGCCAGCCUGUCUCCUGUUUGACUGUCAACGACGACGGCUCGCUUCUGAUCUCAGGUGGUGAUGACGGCACGAUUGUAGUGUUCCCCAUAAUUCGACUGCUGGAUGCCGCUUCCGGCGAUGAUGAUUCCGCCCAACUUGCGCUGUGCCGGUUCGCUGCACACGACUUGUCGGUGACCGGUGUCUCUUCCAGACCAGGCGGCUGCAAUGCGACCAUGGUUUCGAGCUCCCUCGAUGGCACAUGUAAGCUUUGGAGAAUAACAGAUGGCAGCCAUCUACGAACCGUGAAGUUCCCGUGUCCAAUGUGGUGUACCGUCAUGGAGCCCACAAGCUCUCACAUCUACGCCGGAGGAGCAGAUGGGAGAGUGUACGCGGUGCCGCUGGUGGCCAGGCGACGUCGAACACCACUCGACGAGGCAGAUGUUACGGCGUGGGAAGCAGAGCAGAGCGGAGCAGUGACGGCACUGGCGAUGGCAAACGGGAACCAGAAUCUAGUCUCAGCUUCAGAAGAGGGGCUCAUAACUAUCUGGGAGACGGAGCACGGAUCGAUCGUACGAUGCUUUGGGCAUGAAGGCGGAAGCAUCGGAGAUCUCCUGGUGGCCGGAGGAGGAGCUACUGGAUUCAGAGCAGCUCGUAAUGGAGAUGAAGCACGUUCAUCCCCUGGAGGAGGGUUCUGUAAGAGGGAGAUGAGUAGGAAGAUCACCGAGGCGAUGGAGAUGGAUGAAUGGUUGAGAGUGGUCAUGAUAGAUAAGCACCGGGCCGUCGACAUGCUCGAGACGGCGAUCGGAACCUACCGGAAGCUCUUAGCUUUGCUUCUCAGGGAGGCCAAGAGAGGCAUCAACGAAGAAGAUGCUACGGACGUGUACCAUUCUACAUCUGUAUGA